CCUUAGCCAUAGUAGGAAUUCCACAUGGAUCUUAUCCGCCUCCUUUCUUCCAUGUUUACCUCAAAUCCCACCCAGCAGCGGAUGUUAUUGGAAAAGUGUGGACACGGACGUUAACGUAUGAUCCAAAAAACCCUGGAAAGUUCUUCGUUUCAUUAACAUAAGGAUCCAAAAGGUAACGGAACGUUGCGCGCGCUAUUAUUAUGCGAUUGAGAGCGUUGUCAUGGUAGCAUUACUGGAGCAAGUGUUUUGCUUUGGGCCUGUAACGGUAUUCGCAUCAUUGACAAAAACAGGCUGUGUGAGCGACGCUUCCUUCUUUGGCCCCCUUCCUGGGAACCAACAUGUCCAAUGACCCCCCUCCUCCUUACCCAGGGGGCCCCAAUGCCCCUCUUCUUGAGGAGAAAAAUGGGCAACCUCCAGUUUCUGCAGCCAGUGCUCCAGUAGUGACAGCACCUCCACAGAGUCACUCCCUGCCUCCAGACUAUGGACCUCCACCAUAUGAAGCCAUACAGCCUGGCUUUGUUCCACCGCACGUCCCUGGUGAGAGUGGAAUGCCUAAGCCUAUGGCAGUACCUAUGCCAAUGUCCCCUGGUGGUUACAACCCUCCCCCUGGGCAUUUUCCUCAUAUGAUGCCAGAGCACUACGGUCCAGGGCCCAGUAACUUUGCGCCGAGUCACACGGCCACGGUCUUCAGCCCUUCUGGUGCAGGCACCACCGUGACCAUUGUGCAGGGGGAGAUGUUUCAGACAACUCCAGUGCCUACCAUUUGUCCACACUGCCAGCAGCCCAUCGUCACCCGCAUCAGCCAUGACAUCGGCCUCAUGAACACCUUUUUUUGUUUGUUCUGCUUCUUUGUCGGUUGUGAUUUCGGCUGUUGCUUGAUCCCCUGUUUGAUCGAUGACCUGAAGGAUGUGACGCAUACCUGCCCAAACUGCAAGGGUUAUAUUUACACAUACAAGCGCAUAUGCUAACAGUUAUAUGCUGAAAACAAUCGUGCUGUGACCUCAGUCUGGUGGGUGUUGACGACUCACUUUAUUUUCCCUCUGUUCAAUAUGUUCGAACCCACGUUUUAGUCGCUUCCACUUUAUAUACAUCCUACACGUAAUGUACAGAAACUAUAAUGUGCUGUCUAGCAGGCAUUGAAGGAAGGCAUGAUGUUUAUAUGCAAAACUGUGACAUUCAUUUAAUUUUAGCGACGAAGCGUUUAAGUUCAGAGAUUAUGUGAAGUGGUAAAUUUGUAAAGCUCAUACGUGUAGCAAAACCGAUGUUCACUUCAGGUCAGUGUUGUUUAAUUGUAGUUGUACGAACUGUAAUUUUAUUCUUUAACAUAUUACUAGUCAUAAUAAUAAUUAUUAUUUAAUGUGAUUGUCUUUAUGUGUAAAAAUAAGUUUCUUAUGUAAGUUCUCUUAUCUUAUGCAAAUGUAAUCGGGAUUUUCCCAUAACUUUUGUUUGUCUGUAUUUGUCUUCCCUCUCCAUUUGAUGUGCUUAUCAGUGUAACACGCAUUAUUAUACAUCUGUGUUAUUUAUGUUACUAAGGGACAUGUGUGUACAUCUCAAUCUCCUUGUAGUAAUAGGAUAUUUAAAUAGAGUUCACUAGUGCACUUUGAGUAUUAAUGCCAUUUAAGGGUCAUAUACUGUAUGUGACCCAUACACAUUUAAAUUCAAACUGAAUCAAAGCUGUUUUAUGUAAGCUACAGUGGUAAAUGAAGUAGGAUAAGUUCGACUGAUAUAUACAGUAAUAAUGACGAUGUGUAAAUAAUCGAAGCAUCUUUAUGUAGUGUUAAUUUUGGUCAGGAACGUGAUGAGCAGGUUUAUUUCCUUGAACACAGUAAAGUUGUUUUCUCUAAAGAGGGAGAGAUUUUUGGUACCGGUUAGAAAUGUUUCUUACUGUUGGAUUUCACCAGCAUGAUAAAGGCCAAUGCAUGACAUCACUGUAAUCUUUCACAGUGCACUAUAUGUCCCUUUAUUGCUCUGAGCUCAACACGUCACGCUCUGCUGCUUGCUACAUUGAGCUUCAGUACUCAAAGCGGAUUAACUGUUCACGUAAUGCUGUGUGCAACGGGGAUUUAGAGAUGAUUGUCUCUACAUUUUUUUUUUUUUUUUUGCAUUUACUGUUGUCAUUUCUACUAAUUCUAGCUAUGGGGAAAUGCAUUGAACAAAAAUGUGUGCAUUAUCCAAAAAGUACAUGACUAAGUGGGGCUAUCAGUACUUGGGACAGAGAAACUGUUUGCAAAAUACCAAUUAUAAACAUAAAUUAUUGUCUGGUCUAAAAUAUGUGGUACUGCGAUUCAAAAAAUUACACAUCCUCAGUGCACGGACACUAUAUAAAUAUAUAUAUAUAUAUGAAUAUUGCAUUACUGAAUGUUAAUUGUGAAUUGCUUUCUAUUGGACAAUCUGACUAAAGCUAUUAAGGCCAUCAGAUGUUUCCUGUAGUAUUAACCAUGAAGAAAUAAAUGUAGUUCUCCCUCUCUCUGUAAAUAUGCAUAAACCCUUUGUGUUUUGAGGUAACACUGAAUCUUAAUCUUAAUAUGGCAUCACAG
Misgurnus anguillicaudatus (oriental weatherfish) is the source of this 2537-nucleotide messenger RNA. It is a transcript of the gene cdip1, whose product is annotated as cell death-inducing p53 target 1. Gene Ontology annotation, molecular function: zinc ion binding. Gene Ontology annotation, cellular component: nucleus; cytoplasmic side of late endosome membrane; cytoplasmic side of lysosomal membrane. Gene Ontology annotation, biological process: intrinsic apoptotic signaling pathway in response to DNA damage by p53 class mediator. Lineage: Eukaryota; Metazoa; Chordata; Actinopteri; Cypriniformes; Cobitidae. The record is from RefSeq and is a predicted model, not a curated record.